AACAGCCAGCUUAGUCUCGCUGUACCGAGCAGAGCGAGUCGCUGUGACCGCUCCGCUCACCUCACACUGAGCUGAGCACGAGGGCUCGAGGUCGAAGUGCAACCUGAAAAAACUCACUCGCACGUCACAUUCGUCACUGUUGUCGCUUACUUUGUUGAAGUCCAUGGCACUUCGAGAAGUUUCCGUCUCGCUGUGUGGACCGAGGAGUCGAACGUGAGACCUGAGCCGUUUCCAGCUCUGAGGGUCUGUGAGCUUUUUGAAGAGGGUCGUGUUUUUUAGGAAGAGCACUUGAAAGACGCUGCUAACCGGCUCUGCCUUCGCCACAGGCGGUGCGUGUGUAGAUAACGGGAGUCUUUCAGAGGACUAAGAGGAAACGUGAGGAGUGAGAAGCGAGAGGAGAGAGAAGAGCGGACAGACUUCAUAUGCUGAGGAAUGGAGCCCCGAGUCGGAGAGAAACUUGGCACCUUGCUGUCAGCUUUCACAUUUCUGUGGCUUUUCUCAGGUGUACUGGCCCAGCUACAGCUGCCCCAGUCAAAUGUGGAGGUGAUUCAGGGGCAGGUGGCGGUCCUCCAAGCCUACUACACAGGGGGUGACAUCACCCGUGCCACUGUUAUCUGGAACAUGUUAGACAAGUCCAUUAUGGUGAUUUCCUUUGUAAGUGGUGUUGUAGAUCAAAAUGCUCAGUUUAAAGACAGAGUGGGUUUUGUCAAUUCAAUGCCCAGCAACAACCUGUCGAUCUACAUGAAUAACACUGUGGAGUCAGAUUCGGGUAAAUAUACGUGCCAGGUUGUCUUGCCAGGUGCCUCUGGAUCUCCCAUGGAGCUGACACUUAAUGUGAAGAUCCCUCCUGCCCUGCCUGUGUGUGCACUGCAGGGGAAGCCAGUACUCAAAGCCAAUGUCACACUCUCCUGCCACUCCAGCACUGGAAAACCUACACCCAAAUACAAGUGGUCCAAAACCAGCCCGUCCUCAGAGGUCUUCUUCUCCCCAAUGCUCAACGAGACUGCUGGCACUCUGAAGCUCAAUAACCUCAGCAGCAACAUGUCAGGGAAGUACGAAUGCACAUCCUCCAACUCCGCAGGAGAGGAAAAGUGCUACAUCAACCUGGAGGUCAUCACCUCAACGGAUGCCGGGGUGAUAGCUGGUGCCACAGUGGGUGCAGUGGUGGGCUUUGUCCUGAUCGUCCUCUUCAUCAUUUUCUUAUGGACAAGAAAGAGGGACACAGAGGAAGAUCUGGCCAAUGACAUCAAGGAGGACGCUCAGGCUCCCAAGCGCGUCUCGUGGGCGAAGAGCGGCACAGGAUCAGACAUCAUCUCCAAGAAUGGCACUCUGUCGUCCGUCCAUUCCAGCCCUCACCCCCGAGACACCCACAACCACUACCAGCACAACUAUCCCCACCCCCACCCCACCUCCGACACGGCAUCCAUCAUCACCAGCAGCACAGCGGGUUACCGUCCCCGUCCCGUCGCCAACUUGGCCACCCCAGAGCACACUCUGCCUGGCUACAACACUGAUCCCACCCUGCCCCGGCAGCCCCCUGCUCCCCCUAGCUCCAACGGAGGCUCCCUGCCCCGGACUGAAGCGACCCAGCCACAGAUGCCACACCCACAAGCCCUCCCCACUGGAGUCAGCAUCGCCAACAUCUCCCGGAUGGGGGGUGUGCCCAUCAUGGUGCCAGCACAGAACCAAGCUGGCUCUCUGGUGUGAAGCCAGUCUGUUUUAACAGCUUAGAGAUAUUACAGCGCCCCCUGCUGGACCUCACAGUGGAAAGAUUACACUGACCCAGUUCAGUUUGACCCGACAGGUGCCCAGUCAAAGAAUGUGCAGUAUGAUGUAACUCUCUUUACUGCAGUGAUGUUUUUUUUAUGUUUUUUAUAUACUAAAUAUUAAGAGUUUAUGUAAUAAAAAAACACAAAAACAUUGGUUCAGUACCCCUAUUUCUGUUAUUUAAUAUAUUAUCUUUUUUUUUUUUAAAUACUUUAACAGAGUAUUCCAAAAAAAGUGUUGCAGAGAAGUCUGACCUGUACAGUUACUGAAGCACAUGUUAUAAUGGACAAGCAACUGUUCAGCUUUAGUUAGUUAGAAUGACUUUGUUGUUGUUAUUGCAAACACUGUGCUUUAUUGAUUUGUUCUUUUAAAGAUGUUAAAACACAUUGUUAAAACGGAACUCAAGGCCUAGUGCACAUUAUUUAAUUUUUCAUUGUAUGUUUUAUAUUAAGUUCACCUGUCAUUUGUAUAUAAGCAGCAGCAAAACAGGAGAAUUGUUUGUCUUUUUUUCACACCCUCGACAUAUAUUUGCCUUUAAAUGUUCUUUGGCCAAAAAUAUAUAGGAAAUAAAUACAUAGUAGCUUUUAGAAAUGUAGCUGUUGUAGCUCUUUUUCAACACAGAAUGUAGAAAUUGGCAUAUACGAGUAGUAAAGUAGAUAUUUUGGUCCUUAUUUUCUUGUUUCUAAACAAAAAAGAUAGCAGUAAUGAUGUAAACUAAAUAGAUAUCUACCUGAACCUGUAAAUAAGAUAUCUAUUCUUAUUUCAUCUCAAUGGUUCCCUACACACACACACACACACACACAUAUACUGUUUUUAUGAUUUAACUUAAUGUUACUUUCGGAGUAGUGAACUGGAUAUCAAACCAAAGAUAUGCUGUGUUAGUCACUGGUGUAUGAAUAGCUCUUAAUGAUCCAGGUUUGACAAGCAGGAAUGGUAUACUAUAACUUGUGGCCGUUUGUCAUUAUUAUGUUUGGACCUACAGGAUUUCCUAAAAGAUAGAAAUGAAUGUGGAAUAGUGUGUUCUUAAGUAACAGCAAAGUAAGAUCAGUAAAUAUGCUUGCCCGCAAGGGGCGAAGUAUGUCCUUUUUCAUUUUUCAAUGUAACUAAUAUUUCGGGAGAACUACAAUAGAAGUCCUUUGUUACCCUCAACAGUUCUGUUAGUGAUUCAGCAACCCAUACAAUCUGUCCUCACUGGAAUUUGGCUGGAUAGUCAGGCAUUUGUGUCAGGAUACAUUGAUUCUAUUAACCGUUUCUUCACAAACCCUCUUCACCAAAUGCUGUAUUAGUGGUUAUGUCUUUUGCUUUUUAAUGCAUUGAACUGUUUUUGAACUGCAGAAUAUUUAAUUGCAUUAAUGGUAACACCAACCGAGCCCCUUCAACGAAAAACUAUAAUCAAUCCAUCCUUUUUGGAUUAUCAUUUAUUUUGUUUUCUAUUUUAUUUUGUACAGCUUUUUCAAAUUAAAAAGCCAAACUACGGCUUAUUUACAUUUUAAUAACCCCUUUAUUUUAAAUACAGGGCAUCAAACAAUGUCUUGCCAUGCUUACAUGAUUAUUACCAAAAAUGUCACAUAUACUGUUGUUCAUUGCAAGAUUCAAUUAUUACACUGAAUGUUGCUAUAUUUUUGUCAGCUUGUGAGCUGAAGUGCUGAACUGCGUGUUUUGUGAGUGAAUGUUGGACAGGCACUUGUAUGAGCACAUUCAUUUACUGUAUAUGGCCAACCAUACUGUGUUUCAUGUACAUAACCCAAACAGAGUGUAUUAGCUUUUAUUAAGGUUCAUUGUGUUCUGGAGGAUCUCAGACUAUUAUGUAUAUGGGACAUUCUCUGUAUAUGGAAACAGGAAAAAACUUUGUAUUGAUAUUUUUAAUUAAAUGAGAACUGGUGAGAAA
Colossoma macropomum (tambaqui) is the source of this 3655-nucleotide messenger RNA. It is a transcript of the gene esama, whose product is annotated as endothelial cell adhesion molecule a. NCBI's taxonomy places the organism in Eukaryota, Metazoa, Chordata, Actinopteri, Characiformes, Serrasalmidae. Gene Ontology annotation, biological process: homophilic cell-cell adhesion. The coding region runs from base 433 to 1707 and encodes 424 amino acids. Gene Ontology annotation, cellular component: adherens junction; plasma membrane. The transcript is spliced from 7 exons. The record is from RefSeq and is a predicted model, not a curated record. Gene Ontology annotation, molecular function: cell-cell adhesion mediator activity.